AUGGCACGGCCAUCUUUUGCGCCCACAAAACCGAUGAGGCCUCGAAACUGGGAAGUUUUAUGGGACAAAUACACAGCUGUGUGUGUGGACCGCGCCGAGGUCGCGAGGUCAGGGGACCGUGUGGUGCCCCUGGCUCCCUCUUCGUCCCCACCCUCGUCGGACGAUGAGGUCUCCGGCAGGGACGACUACAUUAAGGCCUUCACCGGCGACGAGCUGCCGCUUGGCGACGAGGCUGGACAGUUCCCAGACGAUGAUGAUGAUGAGGAGGAGGAGGAGGAUGAUGAUGAUGAAUACUACGAUGAUGACGAUGAUGAUGAUGAAGAGGAUGAUGAAGACGAGGUACAAGAAGAAAGUGUGAAGGAAGCAGCUGCGGACGAACCUGCGACGUCGGCCCUGCCGCUAGCGUCGCAAGCCCCGACCCUCGACCGCCAGCCGUUUGCCAGCAAGCAGUGCGGCGGCUGUCCCCUGACCCGUCCUGUGUUCCUGUGUGGAUCAGACAACCACACAUACUCAUCCAUGUGUCGUCUCCACUUCCACAACUGCAUCCAUCAAGCCAACGUACAAGUAGCGUGUAAAGGCUUCUGCCCUUGUAAAGAAGGGGGGCGCCGCUCCUCCCGCCGCAGCAGGGGGUCCCUCAUGGCGAAGGUUCGGUCGACGCAGCGCCUGCGCAGCGCUAGCGCCGGCAACAGCACCGACCGCAGCGCCGGCAACAGCGCCGACCGCAGCCCCGCGACAGCGCAGCACAAACCUGCCAACAGGAACAACAGGAAGAACAAGAAGAACAAGAAUGCCAACGACCAAACCAAAGACGAAACGCGCGCUCCCGUCAACAACAUCUGGGGACCGAAUGCCCGUAACCCCCGUAACGUAACCCCCUGUGCCGUAACAGCGCCGUCGUGGUGUAAGCGCGAGGUGUCGUGGAUGUUCGGGCACCUGGACAGCGAUGGCUCAGGAGUGCUGGACGCCAGGGACCUCUUCCAGCUGGAGCACGACGACCGCGAGCGCUGCAUCAAGCCCUUCCUCGACAGAUGUGACCUCGACAGGGACGGGCGGCUCUCAGGGCGCGAGUGGUGCAAGUGCUACGACAAGAGCGAGCGACCCUGCGCUGCUCUGCGCACCGCCAGCCAGGGACUGCUAGGCGGGUACAUCCCAGAGUGCGACAGCGAGGGCUGGUACAGGCCCGUGCAGUGCCACGGCAGCGGCAACCUCUGCUGGUGUGUGGACCGUCAUGGUGUGGAGCUGCCAUAUACCCGCACCCACACCAAGCCAAGAUGUGACGCGGUGACGUCCGGCAAAUCACCGGCGCCAGAGGGCGACGACGAGGACGACGAGGAGACCGUCAUUGAGGGCAGCGCUGACGUCGCCCUCGAUAUUUAAUGCGUCAUUAGCCUCGUCAACACGUCACCAUGUCUGUCGCCAGCUUCGUCAGCCUCGUAAACACGUCGUCAGCCUCGUCAAUACGUUAUCAGCCUCGUCAACACGUCACCAUGUCUGUCGCCAGCUUCGUCAGCCUCGUCAACACGUCGUCAGCCUCGUCAAUACGUUAUCAGCCUCGUCAACACGUCGUCAGCCUCGUCAACACGUCGUCAGCCUCGUCAACACGUCGCCAGCCUCGUCAGCACGUCACCACGUCUGUCGCCAGCCUCGUCAACACGUCGCCAUGCGGGGCAAUGUAAAUGUAUGGCUAUAAACAUGAACAUACGCCUGACGAUAAGGGCAGGAGCUGUGAAAUUCGAAGAGUUGAUUUGAAAUUCGAAGCGAUUGUGAAAUUCGAAGAGAUGGCGAAAUUUGAACAGCAAACCAUGAUCUGAACAACAUUGUUGUUGAGAAGCAACCUUAAAUCGUUGAACAGACACCAUGAAUUUUGAUAGAGCAAACACGGAUGGUUUCAAGUUCAAGAAAAAACUGUUGAAUGGCAAAGAUUAGAAAUGGCGGAUGAUGGUUGCCGUGAUGACGGAUGAUGAUUUCUUAUCGUGAUGACAGAUGAUUGUUGGCAACCGUAAUGGCGGAUGAUGGUUUCUAAUCGUGAUGAUGGAUGAUGGUUGGCAACCGUAAUGGCGGAUGAUGGUUUCUUAUCGUGAUGACGGUUGAUGGUUUCUAAUCGUGAUGACGGAUAAUGGUUUUUUAUCGUGAUGACGGAUGAUGGUUUCUUAUCGUGAUGACGGUUGAUGGUUUCUAAUCGUGAUGACGGAUAAUGGUUUUUUAUCGUGAUGACGGUUGAUGGUUUUUUUUCGUGAUGACGGUUGAUGGUUGGCAACCGUGAUGGCGGAUGAUGGUUUCUAAUCGUGAUGGCGGAUGAUGGUUGGCAGCCGUGAUGACGGAUGAUGGUUUCUUAUCGUGAUGACGGAUGAUGGUUUCUUAUCGUGUUGACGGAUAAUUGUUUCUUAUCGUGAUGACGGAUGAUGGUUUCUAAUCGUGAUGACGGAUGAUGGUUGACGGCCGCGAUGACGGAUGGCUAUUAGUUUUACUGUAGGCACAUUUGUUCGCAUGCGCGUCUAUUAUUCUUGGCGUUAUGAUAAUGCACGUGUUAGACAACUUGGACGAUGUUAAAUUCAACCUUAAUUAUGAAGGUUGCGGAGCCCAAAAUUCAAAAACAAACAAAUUAAGAAUAUAAUAGCAAAGUAAAUGGCAAGCGAGUUCACUGGGACCGUGUCAGUGUCAACGGUCGCAAAUUAUCAGAUGGUAACAAAGUUCAUAACUAAUCUGAAUAUACUGUAGAUCCGUUCACAAAUCGUUUCAAUCAAGAUUCCAGUAAAAAAUUCUCAAGCCAGACCAAAUUUUGUUCCCAUGACAUUUACUUUGCUUUCGAAUUCUUGGCAACUUCAACCUCCAUCCGAGCGCUCGAGAAUGGUCAAAUACCCGAAAAUUUUCAAUUCAUCCUUGCGGUGAUCAUAGGUUUAAAUUUUGCAUAUUUAUUGUAUUUAUUGCAUAUGACUUGAAACCUCAUGAGUUCAUAAGGUAACAACGCGUAUAUAGUGAGCUAUAGUAUAUACUCGUCUAUUCGAUUUUAUAGUGAGCGAUUAGCCUAAAUUGAUUAAAAGGUCGUAAGUUCUUACCAUCGAAGUCCCAAGGUUGCAAUGGAAAAUUCUCCACCGAAGUCCAGAUGAGAUUAUUUAGACUAAUAACAAUGAACGUAUGUUGAUUUUAAGUUCGAAGUCCUACUCAACGUGGAUUGCAUGAGGUAUAAUGAAUGUUUAUGUUGCAGUGCAUGUUGGUUCCGCGAUAACAUUAAUGAGCUUAGUCAACAUGAACAUGAGUGAUGUAAUAUAGUCGCGCUGUGUAACCUUGCAUUCCAUAGUGAUACAUUCCGUCUAUUUACUUGUUUUUAUGGCAUCAGGGGAAUGUAAAAACUCUUUGCCAUUAUCUUAUUAACAUGAAUCAUGUUGAAUAUGUUUGUGGGUGCCCGCAUAGGUGCCGCCACGAGCUGCUUUAAAAAUAAAAUUACUUACUUAACUUAAUAAAAUUACUUUUUGGUGAAACCCAACACGUUUAAAUGCUUUGACUUGUUCAAAGAAAUCUUUGCGAUAACAACUGUUUGGUUAUCUGAUGCUUGACUCCCAUAGCCUUCGUAUACGGUUACGUUAACAUCAACGCUGUUCCAAAUAAUUGACAUAAAUAGGAAAGUUGUACAUUGUAUAAUGUACACGCAGUGCUUACACUGUGUGCUUAGGAAGGUACUUAACUUCAUUUAUUCCUUCUAAUGAUUUUGACUACUUUAUAUUAGCUGCUCUCAAGUUUACACAUCAGACAUAUUCAUGCGUGCUCUUUGAUUUAUUGAAAU
Hyalella azteca is the source of this 3781-nucleotide messenger RNA. Its product is annotated as proteoglycan Cow. NCBI's taxonomy places the organism in Eukaryota, Metazoa, Arthropoda, Malacostraca, Amphipoda, Hyalellidae. Gene Ontology annotation, molecular function: calcium ion binding; protein binding. Gene Ontology annotation, biological process: establishment of protein localization to extracellular region. The transcript has 10 exons. The record is from RefSeq and is a predicted model, not a curated record. The coding region runs from base 1 to 1377 and encodes 458 amino acids.